CUUUUUGAAGGGAUUGAGAUUUUACAUUGUUUUUCAUUGUUAAGACGAAAACCAUUGUUAUUACAAUGUAGAACCAUGGUCUUGGUCUAUUCGGGGUAUCAAAUCCUAUCAGGCUUUGCUCUUGGUGGCAAAAAUCCAUGUACAUUUUCACGUAGCGUUCAUGUGAAAAGUUUUUUCGGUGUAUUAUAAAUUUUCCCAAACAUGUUUUGGAACACGGGCACAUCAGUCGAAAACAUUUGAAAACAUGAUCGAAAUCGAAGACGUUAUUGAACCAACUCCGACCAGCGAAGCAUCCCGGAAGAUCAAUGCUAUCGAUAAGGAAACUGUGCACAAGAUUUGCUCCGGUCAGGUAGUGCUUAGUUUGGCGAUUGCCGUUAAAGAAUUGAUUGAAAAUGCGAUUGAUGCCGGAGCCACGGUUGUGGAAGUAAAGCUCAAGGAACACGGUGCUGAUCUAGUAGAGGUAUGUGACAAUGGCAGUGGCGUCGAGGAACGAAAUUUCAUCGGACUAACAGCCAAGUACCACACUUCGAAGUUGCGAGAAUUUUCCGAUUUGGCGAGUAUCGAAACCUUUGGAUUUCGAGGGGAAGCUCUGAGUUCGCUGUGCGCCUUGUCGGAUAUGGUCAUUGUAACUAAGCAUGAGACAGCCUCUCAUGGCACAAAAUUAGAACUCAACCAUAACGGUGAAAUCACAAGGAAAAGUCCCUGUGCGAGGUCAACUGGAACAACGGUAUCGUUGACUAAUUUGUUUUCGACUUUACCUGUCCGCAGAAAAGAAUUUCAGAAAAAUAUCAAAAGAGAAUUUAUAAAAAUGUGCCAGAUUCUACAGGCAUAUUGUUUAGUUUCCGUCGGCGUCAGAGUAAUUUGCACCAACCAUAGCAAAAAAAGUGGCAAAACGAUUAUCAUGAGCACGCAGGGAACGGGAACAGUAAUAGAUAACAUUUCAACGGUGUUUGGGUCAAAACAAACCUUAGAACUAGUACCUCUAAAGCCAGCGAUUGGGAGAAAUGGGAAAAUCAUUGAUUUGAAUGAAAGCGAUUUCGAUGAUAGCAUUUCGUUAACUCAGGAAGAAAUGGAUAAUCUCAAUCUUUCUAGAUACACUAUUGACGGUUACAUUUCGAGUUGUGCACAUGGGUCAGGUCGUAGCUCCAAGGAUCGCCAAUUCUUUUACGUAAAUUCGAGACCAUGCGAGCCAAAACAGAUAAUCAAGAUGGUUAAUGAAACCUAUCAUAAAUAUAACCCUAGCCAAAAUCCGUUCGUUUAUCUCAACCUCAAAAUGCAACGUUCUGAAGUAGAUGUUAAUCUUACACCAGAUAAACGACAAAUUUUGGUGAACAAUGAAAAAAUUCUACUGUUAGCAUUGAAAAAAUCGUUACUGAAGACAUAUGGUAACAUUCCAUCUACCUAUAAAAUGCAGAAUCUAGACUUGAGCACAACUACUCGUUUGUUGAAUAUUUCUUUCGCAUCGGAUAACGCUGAUGACACGGAUAAAGAACAGGAUAAGAGCUUAACGACGCCCGACACCCCCAAUCUUUCGACUACCUUCAAUCAAUGGAAAGCCUCCGAAAAGGCCGCAGACAACUCACCGCGGAAACCGACUACAUUAAAACGAAAACGAGAGGAAUUGCCAAAAAUAAGUAGCUUUCUUGAUGUUGGAUCGAAUCGGGUCUCCCAAAUAUCACGGGCGGGCUCCCACGAUGAUAAUGAUGAUGAUGAGCUCAAGUCGCUUCCUAAGAUAGCUUGUCGUACAACGUUGGUUGGUGGAAGCGAGAGUGAUAACAUUGCGGAUCAUGUAGAUGAUUCUAAUGAUGCGCAACGUAAGGUUGCAGUUGCAGAACCUCAAGAAGCUGAUAUCGGGAGGUGCUAUGAAAAAGAUUUUUGCAAAAAAUUAAGUGUAACAAGAUGUAUUAAUAAAAUUCCUGUUGUGGGUCCGGUUUUGAAAUUUGAAAAUAUUUUAUCACCCAACAAAGAAAAGGAAUCUGAAUCGAAUAGCCCUCAGAAGCAAACCAUACUAGAAAGCAUUACAGUAGAAGAUGCCAGUCACCAUUCAGAUGAAUCGUUAUAUGGUAAUAGGAGCGUUCAAAUCGAUCUACCAUCUUUGGCGAAACUGAUUGAACAAGAAAAAGAGAUCGCUGAGCGGGAAGAAGAGUCACGUAAAUGCAGCUUGAGUCGACUGAAGUUUAAAAGCAAAAUCAAUCCCGCCAGCAAUCGAUCGGCCGAAGACGAGCUUCAAAUGGAAAUAUCCAAGGAUAAAUUUGCUCAGAUGGAAAUAAUUGGUCAGUUCAAUUUGGGGUUCAUCAUUGCGAGGCUAGAUCUGGACCUGUUCAUUAUCGAUCAGCAUGCAACGGAUGAAAAGUACAAUUUUGAAGAUCUUCAGCGGACGACUAUUCUACAAAAUCAAAAACUAGUUGUACCCCAACAGCUUGAACUGACGGCGGUAAACGAAAUGAUUCUUAUGGACAAUCUGGAAAUUUUCGAAAUGAACGGGUUCAAGUUUGAGCUGGACGGUUCGGCCGAGCCAACCAGGAAAGUCAAACUUCUAGCUAAACCAUUCAGCAAGAACUGGGAGUUCGGGAAGGAAGACAUCGAUGAGCUAAUUUUUAUGCUGCAGGAUGCCCCGAAUACAGUGUGUCGCCCAUCGAGGGUGCGAGCAAUGUUUGCCUCCCGAGCUUGUCGAAAAUCGGUCAUGAUCGGAAAAGCACUUUCCAUCGGCGAAAUGCGAAAGUUGGUGAGCCAUAUGGGUGAAAUCGAGCAACCUUGGAAUUGUCCCCAUGGUAGACCAACAAUGCGACAUCUGGUCAAUCUUUCCAUGAUCGAGCAGAUCGAAGAAUCAAAUGAAAGUAAAGAGGAUUGAAGUUCUGUCUCUAGGUAAGUGAUAUUUGAAACUUUUAUUUUUGAAAAUAAUAUAAACGAUAUACAAGCUGUACCG
Messenger RNA from Uranotaenia lowii, 2926 nucleotides. It is a transcript of the gene Pms2, whose product is annotated as mismatch repair endonuclease PMS2. The record is from RefSeq and is a predicted model, not a curated record. The transcript has 3 exons. Gene Ontology annotation, molecular function: ATP binding; ATP-dependent DNA damage sensor activity; mismatched DNA binding. NCBI's taxonomy places the organism in Eukaryota, Metazoa, Arthropoda, Insecta, Diptera, Culicidae. Gene Ontology annotation, cellular component: MutLalpha complex. Gene Ontology annotation, biological process: mismatch repair. Bases 245 to 2851 code for a protein of 868 amino acids.